This is a messenger RNA of Colletotrichum navitas, 815 nucleotides long. RefSeq lists its product as uncharacterized. Bases 178 to 678 code for a protein of 166 amino acids. The record is from RefSeq and is a predicted model, not a curated record. Lineage: Eukaryota; Fungi; Ascomycota; Sordariomycetes; Glomerellales; Glomerellaceae. The transcript has a single exon.
CACACACAAGCACACAUGAUCAGUGACUCGGUGCGAACAUGGGGCGGAAGGGACAUGCUUCUCAAAGACCGGGGAGACGGUUAGAUGAAUCAUGAGACUUGCUCAAUUAUCUUUUGGUGGGGGGGGGAAGCUAUCGUAUACAAGGUUGUGGGGGGGUAAAAGGGGGGAGAAUGGGAUAUGGAGAUGUUUGGCCGCGGUGCGUGUCUCCCCCCCCCAAAAGAAAUGAAUUAUAUACAACCGCCGGGGGAUAUGUUGAAUGCAAGCUUGCCCCCCUCCCCUCCUUCACCUCCUCCUUCUCCUCCUCCUCCUCCUAUCCCCUCGAUGCAGGCUUCUCUGCUGCUCGAAGCGAUGCCACGGCCUCGCCCCAUCGCCGCGCGGGACGCAGGACGGACGAUGGGGGACGUAGGGCGGCGGCCGCGACGUCGUAGGAGGAGGAAUCCGUACUGGUGGUACUCGGGGUUUUGUUGGCCUGCCUGCCCACCUCUUUCCUUCUCCUUUCCUCUUCCCUCCUCCUUCUCCUAUGUACCAAGGUCCGGACCACCUCUCCGUUCGUUAUUAAGAAAACCCCCUCACAAUUUACCUCCUAAAUGUCUGCGUCGUCCCCCCUGUUCCACAUACAUACACACGCGCGCGCGCGAGCACACACGCACGCAAGAAUCGAAAAGAAAAGAAAUCUAGGGUAUUUCGUAUGCCGCUUGCUGGGCCACUUUGACCAAGUGGAUGGUCCACGACGUUCGUCAUAUCCUCCCCACGAAUGCAAUGGUGCUUCUGCCAUUUCCCUUGACGGCUCCCCCCCCCUUCUCAUUCUCCAACAA